Molecule: messenger RNA, 348 nt
Organism: Trichophyton benhamiae CBS 112371
Lineage: Eukaryota; Fungi; Ascomycota; Eurotiomycetes; Onygenales; Arthrodermataceae
Exons: 1
Coding region: 1-348 (115 amino acids)
Source: RefSeq, a predicted model, not a curated record
AUGACAGCACGGUGCACCUUUGAAGAGGGUCACAUAGCUAUUCCUGGCUUCAGAGAAACGACAUUUGUCCCGAGGAAGCGAGAAUAUGUAUGCCCUGGAAACAUUCCGAAUUCUAGAGAUAAUGAGAGAUGCAGCGCUGCCAGUGCAGGGAUACUUCUCCAAUCUCCUGUUCAUACUGCCUUUGCCCAGGCAUGCAGUCAACCCCCACUCUCAAGCACCCUGGCUGAGAUUUUCUCCAAAGUUACCUCCGCAAGAACGGAUGCAGACGCUCGCGUUCGAACCCCUCACCCUUGCAUUCAGAUAUAUCGUGUCUUCCGCCUUAUCUCGCACUCCGACACUAUAUAUUGA